AAUUUAUUGUUGCAUUUUAUUUAUACGAUACGAUGGCUAAGUGUUUCUCAUCCCUUCUCUCUUGGUUUCUGAUUUUUUUGUUUGUGCUGCUACACACACAAACGGGGUAUGGUUCAAAUGCAACAUCAAAGUCGGAAGCGAUCAUCAACUUGAGAGUAGGGGUACCCCUGAAAAAUGGUUUCCCCCAAUUUGUGAAUGUAGUUUGGGAUUCUCAUGAAAAGAAGUACAACGUAUCUGGAUAUUGCAUAGACGUUUUCUAUGCCGUUGUAAACAUUUUACCUUUCAAGGUUUCUCUAGAUAUUCAACCUUUUGAGGUUGAAUCACGUGACAAUUCUGGAGCUGGAUCAUACGAUUCACUUCUCCAACAAAUCCCAGCAAAGUACGAUGUUGUGGUAGGGGAUAUAACAAUCCUGGCCAACCGUUCAAACAUGGUAGAUUUCACACUGCCAUAUACAGGAUCUGGAUUUAAAAUGCUAGUAACAGUUCAACAUGGGAGGCAACAAACCAUGUGGAUUUUUGUGAAACCCUUCAGCUGGGAUCUUUGGUUGAGCAUAGUCAUCAUCUCUACCUUCAUAGGGGUCUCCAUACUCGUCAUGGAAAGAAAUGUAAAUGCUCCUACUGAUCAGGAGGGUUUGCCAAAUCGAAAAAAGCUUAGCCCUGCGACAAUCUUAUGGUUUCCAAUUUCACAAGCAAUUCUUCCUGAAAGACAAGUAGUGGCCAAGAACUGCUCGAGAUUUGUGUUAAUGAUAUGGCUUCUAUUGGCGUUCGUGCUCAUGCAAAGUUACACUGCAAACUUGACUUCUAUAUUGACUUUGGAUCAGUUAGGACCCAGUUUUUUUAAUGUAAAUGAUCUAAGAAAAGGUGGUUAUUAUGUUGGAUAUCAAUCUGGGUCUUUCGUUAAAGAUGUGUUGGUUCAGCAAUUUAAGUUUGAUACGUCCAAGCUGAGGCCAUAUAGCAACAGUGCUGAGUAUCAUAAUGCUUUAAAAACUGGAAGCCAACGUGGUGGUGUUGCAGCUAUAUUCGAUGAAGUGCCUUACCUUAAAGUCUUCCUUCAAGAAUACGGAUCCAAUUACAUCAUGGCCGGCUCGAGAUAUAGAAAUGAUGGCUUUGGUUUUGCAUUCCCUUUAAACUCCAAUCUCACCACUCACUUUUCGAGAGCCAUCUUGAAGGUGACUGAGAGUGAGUUAAUGAAUGAAAUUGAGAGAAAAUAUUUUGGGAAGAAGGAUAUUGAAGAAGACUCGUCUGCGGAAAUUUCUUCCGCUGCUCCAAGCCUCAACUUUCAUAGCUUUGCAGGGCUAUUCUUGAUUACAGGGAUUAGUACUUUAUUAGCACUAAUGGUCUCAGAAACUGUUAUUUGGCGAAGGGUCAUUUUGAUGGCUAAAGCAAUCAGCCAGAGGUAUUUGUUCGCCACUCCACCUCCCACCGAAACACGCGUUCAUCCAAUUCAUGAUGAUUCAAUUCGCGGAAUAGAGGCCAUUUAACAAGACCUUCUUUUAACAUCUCAGAGACUCUCGUCUGUAUAUGGCAAAAAUAACAGGAGGAGCAAGCUUAAUUAGGGGUAAUGUCUGAAUUUUAUUUGAAGACAGAAGACUAACAUGCAGGGUUAUGUUACAACCCUUUUCUUGCGCACUUUUUGGACUUCUUUUUAUUUAUUUAUUUAACAUAGAACCCUUGUAUUUUUUUCUUUGAGAUAAUUAUAAUUAAGUUUGGUAGGACUACUCCAAAAGUAACUUGAUAAUGUUCUUUUUUAAAGUAAAUUAUAUACUGAGUUACAAUCAUUUUAAAA
Molecule: messenger RNA, 1786 nt
Organism: Glycine soja
Lineage: Eukaryota; Viridiplantae; Streptophyta; Magnoliopsida; Fabales; Fabaceae
Product: glutamate receptor 2.8-like
Exons: 4
Coding region: 33-1481 (482 amino acids)
Cellular component (GO): plasma membrane
Molecular function (GO): glutamate-gated receptor activity
Source: RefSeq, a predicted model, not a curated record